AUGGCGGAAGGUUACGAUAAAAGCUUGGGAUCGGACGAGGAAAAGAUACAAACAGAUGACAAUAGCACGCAAAUGACAGACUUGGCUGGAGUCAGUUGUGAACCAUGUAAACAGGAAGGAAGUAUUGUUGAGAUUGAGGGAUAUUGUGUCGAAUGCAAGGAAUAUCUUUGCUCAGAAUGUUUCAGGACGCAUAGAAAACCGAGACCAUCACGAAACCAUACACUUCAAAAUGUUUCCGACAUGAGAAAAGAAUGUGGUAUCCGAGAACAAACAUCAACUGGUUCACAAGUUAAAUGUAGUAUCCACGAUGAGAAGAUUUCUAUGUUUUGUGAAAAUCAUGACCAAAUGUGCUGCGUGGAUUGUGUCAGCACUGCACAUUUCAGUUGCCAAGAUGUCAAGGACAUAUCCAGUGAAGCAAAAAACAUUUUAGAGAGCAAAGAAUUCAUGCAGUAUGAAGAAAAACUGAAAUAUUUGCAAGAUCAGUACAAUAACAUAAAGAAGAAGACAGAAAUAUCGAUUGAAGAAAUUUCGGAAUGCUGUGAAUACACGCAAAUGAAAGUAAACAGAGCAAUUAAAUCAAUGGCGGAUAGGGAGAUAAACAGUGUCAAACAAAAUGUAACUGCAUGUAAAGAUGCAAUGGAUAGUUUAUCGCGGACAUUGAUAUCUGUAGACAGCAUGAAACAAAAAGAGGAAAACGAAAUGCUUUUUAUCAAAAUGAAGAUGUCAGGGGUUCAACUAAAGGCUGCUGAAGAUGCCGCUAUAACCAUUGGACGCUCUUCCGUCACAAAAUUUGGAUUUGUUGAGGCUCAGUCAAGCAUCCUCUGUGGCAGUUUUAAAGAAAUGCCAGAAAAGAUAGGAAGUUUUAAACCUUUACAUGUUUUAACGGGAACAGCAAAUUAUCGAGGCCUGCUUAUUUUGAACGAGAACGUUCUUAUUGCAUCGGAAAUGAACUCGAAGAAAGUAGUGAUUAUAAACACAGAGACUACAAAAACAGUGGAAAAACAAUUUAGUGAUUUUCCAUACGGUAUGGCAAAAACAAAGUGCAAUAAAGUUUAUGUUGCCAUCGCAGACGGAAAAAAACUUACACUACUGCGUUCCCCACUGACGGAUAUCUCGGACACAGAAGACAUUCCAAUUGGAAUGAAUUGCUGCAACGUUUCAGUAACCGAGUCAUCGUUGGUGAUACAGUGUUAUCCGCCUGCAACGACUAUUAUAACAGACAUGAAUGGCAAAAACUUAAGGGUCCUAUGUGAUUCCUUUCCAGGGUCAUUGAAAACACCGUUUACAUUUAAAAUUAACUCGACUACGUAUAAUGCAGUAAUGCAAAACACUUCAGAGGCGUUGUUUGUCUCUGAUGUAAGCAAUAAUGUUGUUUUCGAAGUAAAGAUGGACGGCAAUGUAACAUUAAUAGAUGUUAACAUAAAACGACCAAGGGGAAUGGUUUUUGGCUCAGAUGGAGCCCUUUUCGUCUGCAGCGAAGAGUCACAAAACGUUGUUAAAGUAAAAAAUGGCGUUAUUCUAGAUGCUGUGAAAGGCAUUGACUUUAGUCCGUUUAUUGUGGCUUUGAAUGACGAGAAUGACAAAAUGUAUGUGGCAGGAAAUGGCAAUGAAAUUUACAUAUAUCAGAUCAAGUGA
Messenger RNA from Mya arenaria, 1635 nucleotides. Its product is annotated as protein wech-like. The transcript has a single exon. Gene Ontology annotation, biological process: positive regulation of DNA-templated transcription. The coding region runs from base 1 to 1635 and encodes 544 amino acids. The record is from RefSeq and is a predicted model, not a curated record. Gene Ontology annotation, cellular component: nucleoplasm; chromatin. Gene Ontology annotation, molecular function: ubiquitin-protein transferase activity; zinc ion binding. NCBI's taxonomy places the organism in Eukaryota, Metazoa, Mollusca, Bivalvia, Myida, Myidae.